AUGCAUGAUCUGAUGCACGACCUUGCAGAAUUGGUUGCUGGGGAAGGAAUUUGUCGUGGGAGCUCAGAGGCAGCAAAUAUUACAGAAAAGACACGUCACCUGUCAUUCCCUUAUGAGUCGGAAAGUUAUUCGACGGAAAUUCCAUCUACACUGUUCAAUGCAGGGGAUCAAAAUGUUACCAGAUUCAAUUGGGAAGUUGAAGCAACUAAGACUCUGAAGCUCUCUUCGUGUGAGGAACUCGAAGAAUUGCCGAGGGAUAUUGAGAAUUUAAUCAAAUUGGUGGAUCUUAAUUUGGAAAAAUGCAAGAGUUUGAGAUGUAUGCCGCAAGGAGUGGGGCAGUUGAAGCAACUAAGGUAUCUUGACCUUUCUUGGAACCGCAGUAUGAAACAACUCCCUGAAUCUAUUACCCGCCUGGUGAAUUUACAGACGCUGAAUCUCACUAGGUGUCUGGAACUCGAAGAAUUGCCGACGGAUAUUAAGAAUUUAGUCAAAUUGGUGGAUCUUAAUUUGGAAGGGUGCGAGAGUUUGAGAUGUAUGCCGCAAGGAGUGGGGCAGUUGUCUAACCUUCGAACGUUGAAUUGGUUUGUGGUGGGCGAGAAUGCAACCACAAGCGGUGGACUACUCAACGAGUUGAAAGGGUUAAAUAAUCUGGAAGGGAAGUUGAAGAUUGUAAUGAGGAGAAGGAUAAAAAGUGCAGAAGCAUCGGAAGCGAAUUUGAAGGAAAUGCAACACCUUCGAGACCUGGAAUUGGAGUGGAGGCAAGAAAGCCACGAGGAUGGGGAGGAGGAUGAUUAUGAAUCAGUGUUGGAUGGCCUUCAGUCGCCCCCAAAUCUGAGAGAAUUGAGGAUGACAGGGUACGGUGGGAGAAGGUGGCCAAGUUGGAUGAUUAACAUGCAAUCUUUCACCUCGCUUCCAAGCCUUCGGCUUCGGGAAUUCCCCCAACUAGAAUCACUGCCGGAAGGGAUGCGUUGCCUCACCUCUCUUCAAGAGUUGCAUAUUUGUCUAUGCCCACUUUUAUUGAAAAGAUGCGAAAAAGAAACAGGGGAGGAUUGGCGCAAGAUCGCUCACGUCCCCUCAAUAGUUAUAUGGUGACGUGCACACUCUUCCAAAUUUGGAUUGUUUGCUAACUGCCAAGCCAAUAGGUAUGUAUAUAUGCGUUCCUUUUUUCAAAAAAAAAAAUUAAAUUGCUAUCAUAUUUAUCUUCCUACUCCUCAGUUACCUUUAAAAGAAACAAGGAACUCCAUCGAAUACCCUUCGCCUUUUCCUUCCUCUGGAAAUUCUCAGCUUUUAUUCCACUAGUUUAGAUUUAUCUUUUCCUCUGCAGUUACUUCAUUGAUUAUUGAAUGAACUUCCCUCUUAUCCAUCUUCGUUUGAUGAGCCAUAUUGGGGAAACAGAAAUAGGAAAAACCAGAGGUAAUAAUUUAAUUGCUUUAUCAUUAUUAUUAUUAUUAUCCUCAUGCUGUCCCAAUAUGGUAACUUAUAUUAGAGAUAUUGGACUGUUUAUAUUCUCAUGCAUUCUUUUAUAUAAUUAAUUAUUUAUUUAUUUUACAUUUUUCCUUUUAUGUUGCAUAAUUGAAUUAAAUUCUUUUUUUGUCUUUAUUAUGUAGCACAUUAUGAACUAUGGUGUGACAUGUUAAACAAAUAUGGUUAAAUAAUAGCUAGCUAGUAACUUAUCAUAUUGAAAUUUAUUAAUUUAUACAUGAUAUUGUCCUAUGUUAAAAAGUAAAGGCAUAUAGGUAGUUGUGAGUUUGUUAUGAAGUAGUUUGUUACAAGUAAAUUUUUAUAGAUUUUUGCUUACGUCUAUAUUCAAUCAUUAUUUGCACAUGGAAAAUUUAGGAAACAAAAAUGUUUUAAGUCCAUAGUAUAGGAAUUUUUGUUUUAUGUGUAUAAUUUUGUUCCUAUUCAUUUAAAACAUAAACAAAAAUCUACUUACUUUCUAUGUGUCCACCCUUUCUAAAUUACCUAUAGAAUCAUUCUUUUAAUUGAAGAAUCACAAUAAUUUGUGUAAUUUCAAAACCUUUGUGGCUUUUGCAAUAUUAGGAGAAGAUCUAAUGCUGAAAGAUGUAAAUCAAUUGUAAGCAACAUCAAAUCUUUUGCCUCUUUUUAGUAUUUGUAUAGAUUUGAAAAAAAAAAAUGUUAUAAAAAACUAUACAGACUUUUGCUCAAAUUGAUAGUUAAUAUCAUAUUUUCAUUUAUAAAAAUAUGGCCUUUAAAUCAAUUUCUUUUAAAUCAUAAAUUGAUAGUAUUUGUAAAUCAAAUGCAAGCAACAUCAAAUCUUUUAUGCAGAGUGGCUGUUGGAGUUAAACUUGUGACCAACUAGUCACAAAAGAGUAGCCAUAUUGUUUAUCUAAGGCCUGCCUUAAAAAAAAAAAAAAUUAAAAAGUUUUCAUAUAAUUAGUUGUCUCUUUGAUAUGGAAUCUUUGCAAAGUAAAUAAUUAUAUGUUCCUCCUCUCUACUUUGUAAAUUUGACUUAUUGCUUCUUUCCUUUUGGCAUACUCGUAUGUUUGAGAGAUGGAUUGAUAUAUAGCUAGAGAUUAAAUGACACUCUUUUUUUGGUUCAGUUGUUUUGUGAACUUCAACACAGAUUUUAAUUCUUUUUUUAGUAUGUUCAAUUUAUGUAAAAUACCAAAGAAUAAGCUGCCAGUCUGGAUUUGCAGUAAUUCUUAGCGCUACUUUGAAGUUCAUUAGGUUUUUUUCAUUAAAAUUAAUUAUUGAUAAAUUACUUCCGGCAUCCCGUGGGUUUGGUGCUGCAUCAGGGAGUCCGAAUAGCUUGGAAUUCUCAUGUAAAUCUAAAAAAAAUAAAAAAAUAAAAAUGGGAAACGUCCAUAUACAUACAUAAAGCAAAUGGGCACUUCAUUCAAUAGUUUUGUGUUUUAAUUUUUUAUUCUAAUAAUAAUAUAAUAUAAUAAUAGUAAAUUUUAUAAUAUAUAUAGAUAUAUUUUUUUUAAAAUUGCUUACAAAUAUGUUGAAAAACUAUUGGACAUAAAAAAUAUAUAUAUAACUAGUUAUGAGUUGGUCAUAGAAUAUUUAUGAUAUAUUUAAAAGUUAAGAAAUAAAGUGUUAAACGGUAAAUAAGGACAUAAUAUAAAGUUAAAAAUGAGUGUUAACUCUAAACUUUAAAUUUUUUAAAGGUCGUUUGCUCAAUCAACCUUUAAAACAAUUUAUCAAUUUAAUCGAUCAAUAUUUAAUUUAAAUUAUUCCUGUAAAUCAUCUUUAUUUCUGAUUUUUGGCACAUGCUUAACUUCUUUUUUCUUUCCUCGCAGGUUUAAAAUUGCAGAUUUAAAGAUUGCUAGCCCACCUCUUGCUCUUACUCUUUUUAUUGUAUUUAUUCUUUCUUUUUUUUUAAUGUAAAAUUUGUUUGCCUAUAUUUUCCUUUUCCCUGAAUCUCUCUCUAUAUUUUAUUUUUUGUAUUUUUUUUUUCAUGAAGAAAAUAAAAUGCUGUUUAUUUGGGGUGUUUA
This is a messenger RNA of Malania oleifera, 3458 nucleotides long. Its product is annotated as putative disease resistance RPP13-like protein 1. Lineage: Eukaryota; Viridiplantae; Streptophyta; Magnoliopsida; Santalales; Ximeniaceae. The transcript has 3 exons. Bases 1 to 1092 code for a protein of 363 amino acids. The record is from RefSeq and is a predicted model, not a curated record. Gene Ontology annotation, molecular function: protein binding.